UGACUUUUUUUUUUUUCUCCAGGUAUUAUGGCAGGUUCAAACAGAUCUGGCGAUCUUAAGGAUGCUCAGAAAUCUAUUCCUACUGGAACAAUUUUAGCUAUUUCAACUACUUCUUUUAUUUAUCUCUCUUGCAUAGUGCUGUUUGGUGCUUGUAUAGAAGGUGUGAUAUUAAGAGAUAAGUUUGGAGAAGCAGUUAAUGGAAAUCUAGUGGUUGGUACACUGGCCUGGCCUUCUCCAUGGGUUAUUGUGAUUGGUUCAUUCUUUUCAACGUGCGGUGCUGGUCUACAGAGUCUCACUGGUGCACCCCGUCUGUUGCAGGCCAUUGCAAGAGAUGGUAUUGUACCAUUUAUCCAAGUAUUUGGUCAUGGAAAAGCAAAUGGAGAACCAACUUGGGCUCUGCUCCUCACUGCUGGUAUUUGUGAAAUAGGAAUUCUGAUAGCCUCUUUGGACAGUGUAGCACCAAUUCUUUCAAUGUUUUUCCUGAUGUGCUAUAUGUUUGUAAAUCUGGCUUGUGCAGUUCAAACGCUUUUACGGACUCCCAACUGGAGACCUCGUUUCAAGUAUUACCAUUGGACUCUUUCAUUCCUGGGGAUGAGUUUAUGUCUUGCCUUGAUGUUCAUUUGCUCCUGGUACUAUGCUUUGAUUGCCAUGUUAAUUGCAGGAUGUAUAUACAAGUAUAUAGAAUAUAGAGGAGCAGAAAAAGAGUGGGGUGAUGGAAUACGUGGACUGUCUUUGAAUGCAGCUCGCUAUGCUUUGCUUCGUGUUGAAGAUGGUCCUCCUCACACCAAGAACUGGAGACCUCAACUUUUGGUCUUGUUAAAUUUGGAUUGCGAACAGUUGGUGAAACAUCCAAGAUUGCUUUCUUUCACCUCCCAGUUGAAAGCUGGUAAAGGGCUGACUAUUGUGGGAUCUGUGCUUCAAGGAACCUAUUUGGAUAAAUGUACAGAAACUCAGAAAGCUGAAGAGGUACGUAAAAGAUGGAUUACAAAUUCUUGUAUUAGUAUUUAAAUGUUGAAUCUGAAU
This is a messenger RNA of Oxyura jamaicensis (ruddy duck), 1023 nucleotides long. RefSeq names its product solute carrier family 12 member 7-like. The transcript has 8 exons. NCBI's taxonomy places the organism in Eukaryota, Metazoa, Chordata, Aves, Anseriformes, Anatidae. Gene Ontology annotation, molecular function: potassium:chloride symporter activity. Gene Ontology annotation, biological process: potassium ion homeostasis; cell volume homeostasis; potassium ion import across plasma membrane. The record is from RefSeq and is a predicted model, not a curated record. The coding region runs from base 28 to 1008 and encodes 326 amino acids. Gene Ontology annotation, cellular component: membrane.